AUGAGUCAUCCACAUCAGUCAGUAGAUCAAAAGUGUACUGUUGCAUUUACAACCGAACGUUUUGUUGUGGUUGCUUAUCCAUUAAAACGUUCACAAUAUAAUUCAUCAACACGUGCUCGUUAUGCACUUAUUUUACUUACAUUUUUAGCUAUAUUACUUUAUUCACCAUCAUUAUGGACAUCAGGUAUUGAAACAGCUAAAUCCGAACGAUCAGCAUUACCUCCAUAUGAAACACGUUGUGUUACAUUACGUCAAUGGCUUAAAUUUACACGUCAAAUGAAUAUAAUAGAUUUCUUUUUAACAUUUAUCAUUCCUUUUUUAACGAUAGUUACAUUGAAUACAUUAAUUAUACUUAAAUCAGGUCAAUAUGAUCGUUUAUUAGAACGUAAUUAUAUUCAACCAUCAACAUAUAUAUUACAUAAUUUAUUAGAACAUCGAUUACGUCGUUCGAAAUAUCAUCGACGUAUAACAAAAAUGUUAUUAAUUAUUUCGACAACAUUUUUAUUAUUAAAUACACCAAUGCAUUUAUUAAAAGUUUAUUAUUUUUUCUUUUCAAAUGAUGAUACAUAUGAUGAAAAAUCUUCGUAUGAAUCAACUAUUGAAAUGUUGACAUUUUAUUUAUUUUAUACAAAUUUUUCGAUAAAUUUUUUUCUUUAUUCAUUAUGUGGAAAAAAUUUUCGUUUAUGUCUUAUGGAUUUAAUAAAACAUUUUGGUCAAUCAAAACAAACAAAUAAUCUUUUAACAAAUGGUUUAAUUAUAGCUGGUAAUACGGCUAUUGGUGAAAGUCCUGUUGGUCGGUAUUUUCGACAUACGCCACGUACACAUCAUCAACGAAAACUAUCUAAACAAGAUAAUAGUAGUACAAUUAGUAGUGGUGGUUAUAAAGCAAAUCCAAUUUUAUCAACAUUUCAUGCAGCUGCAAAUGUUGCUGCUGGUAAAAGUCAACAGAUGAUACAUCAAUCAUCAACUAAUUCAUCAUUUAAAAACAAUUCUUUAAAAAUUGAAUUAUUAACAAAUAGAUCGACAUCAACGGUUUCGAAAUUUUAUCCAACAUUUACGAUAAAGUGA
Molecule: messenger RNA, 1068 nt
Organism: Rotaria sp. Silwood2
Lineage: Eukaryota; Metazoa; Rotifera; Eurotatoria; Philodinida; Philodinidae
Source: the annotation of a GenBank genome assembly